Molecule: messenger RNA, 930 nt
Organism: Ornithorhynchus anatinus (platypus)
Lineage: Eukaryota; Metazoa; Chordata; Mammalia; Monotremata; Ornithorhynchidae
Product: olfactory receptor 2W3-like
Exons: 1
Coding region: 1-930 (309 amino acids)
Biological process (GO): G protein-coupled receptor signaling pathway
Cellular component (GO): membrane
Molecular function (GO): G protein-coupled receptor activity; olfactory receptor activity
Source: RefSeq, a predicted model, not a curated record
AUGAGAUCUAACGGGAGCUCUUUGGGGGCAUUUGUCUUACUGGGCUUCUCCGAUCAACCCAAAUUGGAACUAGUCCUUUUUGUGGUAGUUCUGAUCUUCUACAUCUUGACCUUGGUGGGCAAUGCCAUCAUCAUCCUGGUGUCCCGGCUGGACCCUCAGCUCCGGACUCCCAUGUACUUUUUUCUCACCAACCUCUCCUUCUUAGACAUCUGCUUCACCAGCAGUUCCGUCCCCCAGCUGUUAUUCAACCUAAGGGGCCCAGACAAAUCCAUCAGCUACCUGGGCUGCGCCAUCCAGCUCUUCAUGUUCUUGGGACUGGGUGGCACAGAGUGCAUCCUUCUAGGGGUCAUGGCUUAUGACCGCUUCACGGCCAUCUGUAAGCCCUUGCGCUACAAGGUGGCCAUGCAUCCGCACCUCUGCCUGCAGCUGGUGGUUGGGGCCUGGGCCAGCGGGAUCGCCAACUCGCUGGCCAUGUCGCCCGUGACCUUGAGCCUGCCCCGAUGUGGGAGAUACCAUGUGGACCACUUCCUCUGUGAGAUGCCAGCCAUGAUCAGGUUGGCUUGUGUGGACACCACUGUCGUAGAGAGUAUUGUUUUUGUACUGGCUGGUUGCUUCACUCUCCUGCCUCUCUCUCUUAUCCUGGUCUCCUAUGGUUACAUAGCACGAGCUGUGUUGAGGAUUAAGUCAACCAUGGGGCGGCAUAAGGCUCUGAACACCUGUGGGUCUCACCUCACUGUUGUGACCCUCUUCUAUGGGAACAUCAUCUACAUGUACAUGCAACCUGGUACCAGUUCCUCUCAGGACCAGGGAAAGUUCCUCACUCUCUUCUACAAUCUAUUAACACCAACCCUCAAUCCCCUCAUUUAUACUCUGAGGAACAAAGAGGUGAAGGGAGCCCUCAAGAGGUUGGUGAGAAGCAGCAUGGCCUAG